Suillus paluster is the source of this 3023-nucleotide messenger RNA. RefSeq lists its product as uncharacterized. Lineage: Eukaryota; Fungi; Basidiomycota; Agaricomycetes; Boletales; Suillaceae. The transcript has 22 exons. The coding region runs from base 27 to 2861 and encodes 944 amino acids. The record is from RefSeq and is a predicted model, not a curated record.
CCACCACCAUCUCUUCUGCGCAUACAAUGGAGCCUCACCAAGGACACCGAAUCCAAAAGCCUCUAUUCAUGACUCCACAAUCUCGACACUCUGAAAAACAAUCGGUGGUCUCGGUGUUUAGCAACAGCUCGCAGCGAUCAUUUACACCCACACGGAGCUCCAACCUCGCAGAGAAUGCAUCCUCUAGGAAUUUGGCCGACUCUAGCCUCCAUUCAUCCGGUUUCAGGUUCAACACGACAACCUCCCGCGCGGAGUCGCGCAGCCCAAGUUUUCAGGACUCUUCUUCCUUCUACGACACGAAGGGCGGAUUUACAACGAGGCGUCCCAACGUGGAGAUGAAGAAAGAGGACCAUGAUAUCGAUGGAGAAAAACAGUUUUCGCUGCUCGGAAAGCAGCCAGCUCAGAAUUUCCCUACGGAAUAUCGUCAUUCGCCAUUGAAGACGACCACAGAGGAAAUCAGUUCUCGAUCGAGUUUAGCUCUCCUUGAGAGUGAUAUGACCGAAGAGGACCUUAUAAUUUCAAAGAUGACUAGCAAUCAUCGUCAAGCGAAGAUUGAGCUAGCGAAACUGCGGGAGCAAAACACCGAAUUAGAGACCCGACUUACUAUUAAGACUAAACUCGCGGCCGAUCUCACGCGACAGAACACGGAGUUAUCUCGUCAGGCAGCGGACGUCUCUCAUCAGAACUCAGAACUUUCUCGACGCAUUGCUCAACUCAAAUCGACAACCAAGGAAGCAAUUGAUAAGGCGAACAGGAGUUGCGUCGAACUCAGGGAUUCUUAUGAAGCGCUACGAAUUCAAUCCCAAGCGUCAUCAACGUUAGUGAACGAUGCUCGAAAAACCAUGGAAAGUCUUGAAGAGCUUCGGGAUGCCACUCGUACCGGCCUUCAAGUAUAUCUCGACGAUGCGGGGCAUUUGCCCAACUUUGGCGAAACGAGGACAGUUGUACACGAGCUACAGGCUGAACUUGCUCGGACUCAACAGGUGGCCGAUCUCCUGCGUGACAAACUGCAAAACAUGGGUUCUGAGCUGGUAGAUGCCCGGGCACGUGUUACAGAACUAGAGGAACAUUUUGGAACCGACAGAAAGUUGAUUGCUUCAACAACCUCGGAUCUUCAGCGAACCUCCGAGCGUGUUGCAGAUAUGGCCGAGUACCUGAAGCUCCAGAAGCAUGAAACAAUUGAUGUCCUCAGCAAACUUGCGCAGGCGGAGGAUCGGCUAGCUUACGGCCAGUCACGUUUGCAAGAACGCGAUGCUGUGGUACAUUCCAUGCAGCAAGAGAUGGAAUCUAUGAGACAGGAAAUUUCCGAGUUUGAGGAAGCUAUGAAUGAUCGCAAAGCGCAAACUCGGAUCCUACAGAACACUGUAACUUUCCAGGAACAACACAUGAAGGACCUAGAGGGGAGGUUACAGAAGGCUGAAGCAGAGUUGCUGCAUGCGCACAGCAGAACCCGUGACCUUGAAGCGCGUCUGGAAGUCUCGAAAGAUCUCGAGAAAACUCUUGCUCAGCAGAAUGCGCGCCUCACCUCGGAAGGCGAAUCCACAAGGGAGAGGCUCCAGAUUGCUGAAAUACAACUAACGGAUAUCCGGAACCUGGAAAGGGAAUCAUCGGCCCAAAUCGCGAGGCUCGUGUCGGAGCGAGACAUGCUCCUCAACAAACUCAAAGCUGCAGACGCGCAACUGGGAGAUGCGAAGCGAGAAGAGGAGAGCUACCGUGAAAGAUCUGCAGAAACGCGAAUGUCACUGAAGGUUCUUCAGGAACGUUUCGACGACCAAUCCGUUACUCUCAGGCUCACCAAGGAAAGCGUCGGCGACGUUCAGGAUCGUCUAAACUUCGCGAAUAACGCAAUUUCAACCCUGAAUGAAAGCCUGGCGGAGUCAAACAACCGCGCUAAUGUUCUUGAGGAGCGCGAACGCUCGUUGCAGCGUAGGCUCGACGAAGCUAACGUUACUACAGCCGCCGAGCGGGACUUGGUUGGCAGCCUUCGGAAAGAACUUUUAGAACACCAGAUCGACCUUGCCCAACAAAAGGGUAUUCAACGAGCCACAGAACAGAUUGCAGAGCAACGUACUCGGGAGGCCGAGCGACGAAUCCAAGAGCUAAACUCUAAAACUGACUCUCAACGUGACGAGCUGGGUGAGAAGCAACAAGUCAUAUCCGAAUUGACCCAGCGCCUGGCUGUUGCCGAAACUCCAUCCGAUCAGCACGAGCAAGAGCUCCUUUCGCUGAAGACACGCAUUCACGACCUUGAACAAUCCGAGACCCAACUUCUCCAAAGAACGACGAACAUAACUGUCCGCUAUGAACAGAACGACUUGAACGAUAACGAAUGGAUGUUAGUCCAGAGUCUAGCCCAAAAAGCCAGAGAAGUCUUUGAGCGCGAGCUGGUGGAAAAGAACAAUGAUAUUCGAAGGAGAGACAACCUCAUCAAGCAACAUGAAGCUCGUAUCAUGCAAUUAGAGGCUAGUCUGGCUCGUCGCAUUAGGGAAGUUCCACAAGUCGGAAGCUCAAGGGACGAUAAGCAAAAUGAAACGUUCUGGAACGAGCCCCCAUCCGGACACGGGAACCAACAGAGUUCCGGAGUCCAUGGAGCCACGAACCAUUCAGUUGCCAAAGAACCUCGACAUGCCGACCGGCUUCCCCUCGAAACGCUAGCUAAUGAUGAUUCCGAUAUUGGAGAGUUUGACGACGAGAAGGACCAUGCAACGCGGCACGUGAAGCGGACAAUCUCUCUCGAUGACGAGGAAUCGACGAGACCGGCAAGACGACCGAAAAAUUCAAAAUACCCGGAAAUGGAGAAGACCACAGACAAGGCCCCAGGUCCAUCCAAGAAGAAGAUGAACAAGCGACAAAAUCGAUAGUCAGAAAGGAUGGAUUGGACUGCUCCUUUUUCUCGUUGGACUUGUUUGGGCUGAUCCAGUGUAUCAUCAUCGUGCAACAGUAGUUCUUGACCUUUUUAGUUUAGACGCGAGAUUCUUCGCGCGUAUUAAAAAUUCCUGUGCAGAACCUCGCUGUCGGAUUAU